UGUUUACUAGUAGGUGAAUGUUUGAUUGUUCAUGUAGCAUAAUUUUUAUGAACGUAUUGUUACGACAUGAUAAAGGAGGAUAGUUUAGAUGCUGCUGAAAAUAACAUUCUUUAUGAAUUACUAAUUUAUGCAGAAUGGCUGCAAGAACCUGAAGUUCAGACUAAAACUACAGCAGAUAGACUUGAAGAAGUAUCUGAUGCAGGACACAUCCGAAAAUGGUUGGGCCCACUGGUACAACAGCCGUGUCCUCCACUGUUAUUACGACAACUAACCAAUCUGCAGAUGCCAUGGACUUUAGCAAUUGGUGGAAAUGGAGCUGUUGUUGCAAUUCUUCAAGAUAAUUGUUUGGAAAUCAGAACAUCACGUGAUGAAUAUGGAGCUGUUAUUGGGCGAACCCAAGUUAGUAAAGAUCCAUAUCCCCAAUGGAGAAGAAUUUUAUGGUCACCUGAUUGCACUAUGCUUGCCUUAGCAUACAGUAAUGGGAAUGUAGAUUUUUACGAUUUGAUUGGCGCAUAUAUGUUUACCAUCGAAUCUAAAGAACCUGCCAUAGGAAAUGGAAAGCCUGAUUUUCGGUUGGCUGCAGCUGGUAUGGCAUUCUGCGAUGUUCGUAUUAAGAAUACACAAUGGUCUUACGAAUUUCUUAUUGCAGACUAUCAGGGAAUAUUAAUGGGCUAUUACAUUAGUCCUACUGAUGGAUAUAAGGAAAGCCAUACUUUCACAUUCUCCUCAUGUUAUCCUCUGGGAAUAUCAUGCUUUAUAUACCAUCCAACUGAUAAUAUCAUAAUUGUCAGUGGUAAAUCAGCAAAGCUUUCUGUGGCAACAAAUACUCAAGAUGCCAUGGUUCCACAAAUGGGGCUAUCAGCAUGGAGAGCUGUAAUUGGUCCACCAUACUAUAAACUAACUUUAUCUCUAGAAGAACAAAGGGCAUAUAUAAAAAGCAAAUGGUGGUCAUCAUUUUCACAGCACAUAUCAUAUGGAAGUUUAAAAGAAGAUCAUCUAGUCUUUAAAAUGAGCAUAUCGCCAAAUGGAAAAAUCUUAGCUGCUGUUCAUUUGUCUGGGGCUCUGUCACUUUGGGAUUUACCAAGUUUGAGACUGAAAAAGUACUGGCCAUUGCAACUUCAACCAAAUUCUACUGAUGUUAAUCCUCAGUAUUGUGAACCAGGGAUGAAACGGCGAGCAGAUUUUUUGCAGACUAAUGCAUUUUACUCCCAUAUUAUUGAUAUUAACUGGUGGUCAAAUGAGGCUGUGAUAAUAGUUCGCCGAUGUGGAGCAGUAACAGUAUCCUCUAUAAAUUCUCUUCGUAACUUAUUGGGAAUUUCACCGGAAUGGUUUGAGCCCUCACCAGCUGUAACAUCAUUUUGUGAUCGGGGUUUUCUUGCGAUUGAGAGUGAAGUCUGUAUUAAAAGUAAAAGGAGAGCUGUUGAAGAUGCAGACUUAGAUGAUGAUGAAAGCAGUGAUGAAGAAGAACCUUCUGUAUUUGCAUACAGUUAUGAUCUUGCUCGAAAAGGCCUUUAUUUUAUAACAGACAGUGACAGAUUUCAACCUCCAAGAAAAAAGUUAAAAAUGGUUACAAAAACUUAUCGUUUGUUGUGUUUGAAAUCCACAACACCGGAAGAACUUUAUACUAGAAAAAUAAAUCUUGAAGAAUAUGGUGAAGCACUGGCUUUAGCUAAGACUUAUAAUUUGGAUUGUGAUCUUGUAUAUCAGCGCCAAUGGAGAAAAAUGCCAGCUACUGUAGAAUCGAUACAUGAUUAUUUGAGUAAAAUAACCAAGCGAUCUUGGGUUCUGCAUGAAUGUCUUGAGCGAGUCCCUGAAAGUUUUGAAGCUGCUAAAGAAUUACUCCUGUAUGGUUUACAAGGAACUGAUGUGAAGGCUUUAAUUGCUAUUGGCAAAGGUGAAGAUCAUGGCAGAUUCAUAUUGUGCUGUCCUUAUGAAGAUGAAGAUGACCAUGAUGCUAGUUUUGAUGUUUCUUCUUCUUUUGGCUCCCCUAAUUUAAUGGAAGAUGAUAUGUAUGAAGUGAAAAAAAAGUUGCAGAAUAAGAAAAGAGAUGAGCUUUUGAAGCAGGUUAAUUUUAAAAAGCUCACUCUGGAACAGAAACAGCUUUGCCAAUGUCGUUUGAAGCUUCUAACAUAUUUGGAUAGGCUGAUGAUGUAUGAGAUGAUCCUUGGAGGGUCCAUGCUCGCCGAUGAACAAUUUGACCAUAAUUUUUUCAAACAGUUCCGAUCCCAGUGUGGUUUGGAAGCUGCAAUCCAUUUUGCUUGCAAUUCCAACUGGGAAGCAGUAGCAACACUUUUCACCUACAAUGGAUCUGAGACUCUGCCUCAUAGACUAAACAUUCUGAGCAAUUUUCCAGAAACUGUUCCACCUUUGGAAUACCAAUCUUUGCUUCCACUGUUCAAUGAGCAGGAAUUGAUUUUCUAUCCAUGGGAUGAGCAUCAACUCCGAGAACCAGACUGGUGUGAAACAAAGUAUCAGAGAAUUACCAACAUUCCAUGUAGUGAAGAUUAUGUUGAAGAGUUCUAUGAAAAAUAUAAAGAUUUAGUUAAAUACAGAGAAGUGUCCCUGAGUGAAGUACUCGUGACAGAAUGGUUUAUUCGACGAGCAAAAGAAAUUGAGGACAGAAGUGGCUUAGUGGAUAAUGCUUUGGAACUUGUCAGGCUUGGAAUACAGAGGAAUAUCCGAGGACUUGAGAAGCUUUUUGAUGAUUUGACUACUCUAGAAGUAUUGAUUUAUGACUGCCUCAUUAAUAAAGAUCUAAGCCUGAAAGAAUAUCAGGAGCUUACAGAAUUUGAAAAAGUCCAACUUCUUAUGUCCACUACUUCCGAAGAAGAUUUUGUGAAACAUGUGGAACAGUGGCUUUUUCCUUUUCUCGAACGCUGUGAUAAACAUGAUCCUGGGUGUGCUAAAUCCCUCUUAAAAACAUACUUGAUGUAUUUGUCCAAGAACAGUUUAAUUUAUUGCAAGAAGCUAUUGGAGAACUAUAAGUUUGAUACACACACAGUGAUAUCGGAUGUAAAUGAACUCAUAUGCCUUGGACUGCAUUGUAUAUAUUAUUGUGAAAGGUCUGAUCAACUAACAAAUGCUAAAUCUAUGCAUGAGUUGUUUUUGUCAUUGCCUGAUCAAGUUUCUAAAAAUACUCCUAAACAGUUUCACAGUGUGCCAAACGGCAUUGAAAAUUUGCAAAAGCAUAUUAGCGUUUGUGAACUGUUAGAUAGGAAUGGUUUAGCUGUUACAUUAGCAAUUGUGCAGAAUAUUUCAUGUAAUUCUGAAGAAGUUAAAAAAAUAUUAACAAAACUGACAAGAAUGGCUAGUCAUAGAUUUCCUGUACUUAGUGAUGAUGAAUGGAUUGGUCUGUUGUCUGAUGUUCUAGAAACGCAGCAGCUGUUAUUCAAGUGUGUUUCUCAGGAAGACUGUUAUGAGAUAGUUUUGCAAUCUUUGUUGUGCUCUGGGAAAUGUGAAGGCAUUACUUUAGCUGGAAAAAUGAUGGAAUGCAAUAAUAAACAAAGAAGAGAAAAACUCUGUAUUGGGCCACAGUCUUUCAAGUUACCUUAUGCAAAAUCUGUGCAGUUGGUGUUGGCUGCAACCCGGGAGUAUUUUAAUUCAUCUGCGAAUGCCUCAGAUCCAUGCAUGGCUCUUGCUAGAAUGUGCUUAAAUUUGAUUGAAGAUGUGCCAGCAAGUAUAGAGGAAGAGCUUGAUUUAAUUUCUGCUAUAUCAUUGCUACAAGAGUUUAAUGUUAAUGUUUUACCUUUGCAAGUGAGGUUGUGUGAAAAUAGGUUAACUCUAGUGCAAGAAGUGCUUCAAAAGAAGGAUAAAAACUACAAGAAAUCAGCGAAGAUAAUGAAACUUGCAUAUCUUCUAAGAGCUGGAAGUACUAACAAACAUGAAAGAGAGGGUAAAGUAUUGACCUUAAUUGGAGAACGUGCAUUUCAGUGUAAAGAUUACAAGGAAUGUCUAUCUGCAUGUAAGCAACUGAUGGCUGGGGUGCACAAAGAAGGAUGGAUGAUCUGCUACGCUUUAGGUGAAUGUAAUGAAUUUGAUGACAUUCCAUCUAGGUCUGAUUUAUUAUCAUUUUCCCUCGCCUAUUGUUCUGAUGACUUGAUGAAAGCAAUAAUGAAAAGUCGAACAGAAUUGCAGUUGCAGGUAUUGCAAGGGAGAGUCAAAUAUCUCAUGGGUGAUGAUGUCAUUCACCUGCCUUCCAGCAAGUCUGAAAAUUUUCUUUCUGAUGAAUUGGAAACUGAUAUUAAUGGCAUGAACCCUUUGUGGCAUACUGGUGAGAAAACAUUCCAAAUCUUGCAGAAUACAACUCAAACAACUAAAACUGUUUUUAAAUCUGUGAAAAGUGCCCAGUUUUGGAAGGAUGCUGUAAA
This is a messenger RNA of Stegodyphus dumicola, 4367 nucleotides long. Its product is annotated as NBAS subunit of NRZ tethering complex-like. Gene Ontology annotation, molecular function: SNARE binding. Lineage: Eukaryota; Metazoa; Arthropoda; Arachnida; Araneae; Eresidae. Gene Ontology annotation, biological process: retrograde vesicle-mediated transport, Golgi to endoplasmic reticulum. The record is from RefSeq and is a predicted model, not a curated record. Gene Ontology annotation, cellular component: Dsl1/NZR complex.